AUGUACGGGACUCAGCCGAGGAAACACUCAGCAGCGAGACGCGAGCAGGACGCAGCCGCAGAUGAAGAGUUGCAGCGACGCGCGAUCGAUGCAUGGCAAGAUUGCAUGUGGGAUUUAUCCCAGCUGCGCGAGCAAGCGUCGCAGAGGGCGCAGGACGCGCAAGAUCACCAGAAGAGCUACUAUCACGCCAAGCGUAAAUCGGCCUCAUACAAUGUGGGAGACUUGGUGAUGAAGCGAAAUCACGUGUUGUCUUCUGGAGCGGAGCAACGCUCCGCGAAGCUAGCGCCACCGUAUAUUGGGCCGUAUAAAAUCGUGGAAAUACGCGGUACCAAUACAUACCGGCUUGUCGAUGAGGUGGAUCUUGCGCCAGCUGCGCAACUGAAACCGUUCUACGCGUCAGCGACGGACAAGGAGUUGCAGAAGAGCGAAGAAGAUGGCGCCGCUCAACCGCCGAGGGAUGCGAGCGUAGACGCGGACCGUCCGAAGCGAACCAAAAAACCGCGUGCGAUCGUAUCAAACCCUGCGGCCAAGAAGAGAGGCCGGCCAGACAAGAAGGUGUAUACGGCUAGGCGUGCCAGACCUACGCCUGAGACCGCUAAUGCUGGGGUCGACACCGAGAAGAAGAGACCUGGUCGUCCGAAGGGUUCGCGCAACCGCGGGCAUGCCACGACGACUACUAACCCGUCGACAUCACCGCGAAAAACGCGUGCGCAAAGAGCUGCGGACCUAAGCUAG
Messenger RNA from Nasonia vitripennis (jewel wasp), 735 nucleotides. RefSeq lists its product as uncharacterized. The transcript has a single exon. Lineage: Eukaryota; Metazoa; Arthropoda; Insecta; Hymenoptera; Pteromalidae. The record is from RefSeq and is a predicted model, not a curated record. The coding region runs from base 1 to 735 and encodes 244 amino acids.